UAUUUAUUAAUAGAGUACUGAAUAAAGUCUGUGGUGUGCUUUUCAGCUGGGCAUCAUUCAAAAUGAAGACCAUGUUAACGUAUUUUUUACUAAUUUCUAUUCCUGCAAUAAUAUCCUCUGAUAUAAUAAUAGAAGCAGACCGCCAACAGAGUGACUAUGUGAAUCCUGGGUCAAGUAUUUCGAAGUUGUCCCAAAGAACAGUGAAGAAGAGGAGCCCAACGGACCCCAGACCAACACCUCUGCGGGAGCUCGAAAUCUACAGCAUGAAGAUUGACUCCAAAGUCACAUCUCGAUUUGCUCACAAUGUGAUAAACAGUCGAAUGGUGAAUCGAGCCAAUGCGUCGCAGGAAGCUUUCUUUGAGAUCGAGCUGCCCAAAACAGCCUUCAUCACCAACUUCAGCAUGACUCUGGAUGGAGUGACCUAUGUGGGAGCUGUGAAAGAGAAGGAAGCUGCACAGAAACAGUACCAACAAGCAGUUUCAAUGGGACAGACUGCAGGGAUUGUACAGCGAUCGGGAAGAAAAAUGGAAAAGUUUGAUGUGUCCGUAAAUAUUGCACCAACCAAAAAAGUCACAUUUGAACUAACGUAUGAAGAAUUAUUAAAACGGCACUUGGGCAAAUAUGAAAUGAGCAUCCGAGUGAACCCCAAGCAGCUGGUCAAUCACUUCCAGAUUGAUGUACAUAUUUUUGAACAACAAGGAAUUUCCUUUCUGGAUGUUGAUGCAAAGUUCCCAAAGGAUCAGUUGGCUUCAAUUGUGAGGAAGAGUCUGAAUGGAACGAAGGGGCAUGUUUCCUUCAAACCAUCUCUGAGACUACAGCGCAAGUGCCGUGAUUGUCUUGAGACAGUUCUGGAUGGAGAAUUCAAUAUAUAUUAUGAUGUCCAUAGAGAUCUGUCUGCAGGCUCUAUUCAGAUUGUAAACGGGUAUUUUGUGCAUCAUUUUGCACCUGCCAACUUAACCAAGAUUCCCAAAAACGUUAUAUUUGUGAUAGACCACAGCGGAUCCAUGUCAGGCACUAAAAUGCGACAGACAAAUGAAGCCCUUUUAAAAAUACUGGAUGACAUGGACGAAAAGGAUCAUUUUGCUAUUAUAAUAUUUGAUGAUGCUCAUGAAACAUGGAGGAAUUCCCUGUUUCAAGCAAGCCGGAAAAAUGUGGAUGAUGCCAAAACAUUUGUGCGAACAAUUAUGUCCAGUGGAGCAACAAAUAUAAAUUCCCCUAUGCUGAAAGCAGUGGAGCUUCUGAACAAGGCCCAUCAAGAAAAGAAACUACCUGAAAGGAGUGUCUCCAUGAUUAUUUUGUUAACUGAUGGUGAUCCAAAUACUGGAGUAUCAAAUCCCAACAAAAUCCAGAAAAACGUGAAAAAAGCAGUAAACGGCCGGUACAAUGUGUACACCCUUGGGUUUGGUUUUGAUGUUAAAUUCAGCUUUCUGGAGAAAUUGGCACUGGAAAAUAACGGUUUAGCACGACGGAUUUAUGAAGAUUCAGAUGCUUCUUUACAGCUCCAGGGUUUUUAUGAUGAAGUGGCCAACCCCUUGCUUCUUGAUAUUGAGUUGCAAUACCCAGAGAUUGCCAUUUCAGAUUUAACUCAAGCCAGAUUCAGGCAGUAUUACGAUGGGUCAGAAAUUGUUGUAGCUGGCAGGAUCAUAGACAAUACAUUGGAGUCACUCGCAACAGAGGUUGUGGCACAAGCGGCUAAUGAAACCCUGACCUUAAAGGUUGAUGUGAACAUAGCAGAGGUCGAGAAUGUUACUCAACAACAAUACAUUUUUGGUGACUUUACUGAGCGAUUGUGGGCUUAUUUGACCAUACAACAACUCUUAGACCAAAGGAUUACUGCGGAUGAAAUAAAAGCAAAACGUCUAACAGAUAGAAUCCUGGAACUUUCACUGAAGUACAGCUUUGUCACACCACUAACUUCAAUGGUUGUCACAAAACCAAACGAUGCAAAGAAUGAAACCCUCGUGGCUGACAAACCAUCAGAAAAUGAAAAUGGCAGGGAGCCGUUUCCUAUGAGAAACAACAGACAAAGAAAAAGAUUACAUUCACAUCAUGGUGUUUCGAUGUCCAGUCACCCAGGAUCACAUGGACAUCAUGGUUUUCAGGUGGCCGGUCAACCAGGAUUAUUUUCAUUUCGUGGUGGUUCGGUGUCCAGACAACGAGCCCGGCCAAGGAACAAAGGAAUAUUACAUAGCGUUCGGACCACUUUGGUUCAGACAAAAGCCUUCCUUGUUAAAGAAGCAACAUACGAUAGUUUAGCAGAUGAUUAUGAUGAUAUGGCAGCAACCCAAAUUAGUUUACCAGAUUAUCAUGAUAUACCAGCAACCCAAAUUCGUUUACCAGAUUAUCAUGAUAUACCAGGAUCAGACCUUAUGCCGGACAGUUACGACCUGACACUAGUUGACAGUGAUCCUCAUUUCAUCACCUCAGUCAAUAGUCACAAAGAUACUGUUUGUUUCAACAUUGAUGGGAAACCAGGUUUGAUUCUAAAUCUGAUCACGGAUCCAUUUACAGGCUUCGUGGUAAAUGGCCAGUUGAUAGGAGAGAAGAAAGUAGAAAAGAAUAAGAAAAUAAACACAUACUUUGGAAAGUUUGGAAUUGUGAACAGCAACAUGGAUGUAAAGGUUGAAGUAUCGACUGAUGCAACCACAAUGUCUCAUGGAGAAGACAAGACGGUUUUCCCGUGGUCUGUAACUACAUCUGUAACAAUGGAGAGCUUCUCAUUCUCAAUUGUGAAAGAAACAAAUCUCACACUGGUGAUGGGAGGUGAGGCAAUAUUUGUUAUCGUGCUGCAUCGCGUCUGGAAAUAUCAUCCUCUACACCGGGACUUCCUGGGAUUUUAUACACUCGACAGCCACAGGCUCUCCAACAUGACCCAUGGAUUAAUUGGACAAUUUUACCAUGAACUGAAUGCUGAUAUCUCUAACAUUCGCCCUGGCUUAGAUGAAGGCAAACCUGAUGCAACAAUGGUUGUGAAGGGUCACACACUCAGAGUCACAAGGGGCUACCAGAAAGAUUACAGAUUUGAUCCGAUACGAGGUAACAACAUUUCAUGCUGGUUCGUUCACAACAACGGGGAAGGAUUUAUUGAUGGAACUCUGACUGACUACACUGUCCCUUCAUUAUUUGCCCCCCUGCGUCCAAUACCCAAGUGAUGGUGAAAACCCAUCCCUUUAAUAUCCUUUGCAUGCCUUUCGUGUUUAAUCAUUUUCCAUGUAGUGUACAUAUUGAUUAAAAAUAUAUCUGCAUGCA
Messenger RNA from Leucoraja erinaceus (little skate), 3249 nucleotides. RefSeq names its product inter-alpha-trypsin inhibitor heavy chain H3-like. NCBI's taxonomy places the organism in Eukaryota, Metazoa, Chordata, Chondrichthyes, Rajiformes, Rajidae. Gene Ontology annotation, biological process: hyaluronan metabolic process. Gene Ontology annotation, molecular function: serine-type endopeptidase inhibitor activity. The transcript has 30 exons. Bases 63 to 3152 code for a protein of 1029 amino acids. The record is from RefSeq and is a predicted model, not a curated record.